Messenger RNA from Hydra vulgaris (swiftwater hydra), 4007 nucleotides. Lineage: Eukaryota; Metazoa; Cnidaria; Hydrozoa; Anthoathecata; Hydridae. The record is from RefSeq and is a predicted model, not a curated record.
UAAAGUAAUAAGGAAAAAUAUAUAUACUGAAACUUUUUAGUCCCUGUGUAAUAAGUUUAGAUAAAAUAUUGAGCAAGGUAUAUUAUCAUACAUCAUAUGAUAUAAAAUUUUGCAAGGUUCAUACUUAUGAACUAUGAAUAAAGACAAAAAAUGAAGCCAGUAGAACGCUCUCAUAGAUACAGUUCUGAGCGCAAAAAUAAAAGCUUGUUGUUAGAUGAAUCAGAUUCAAGGUCAGAGAGCGAAAUUGGAGAGCAGAUAGUGCAAAGUGGUGAUGAAAAUUCAAAUGAAGCAGACACUUAUCCAAACACUAAUGGCGAUGAUAUGUUGAAAAAUGAAGAAUUGAAAAUGGCAUUAGAAACUCAAGCAUACAAUGAACAAAGAAUAGAAAAGCGCUUAGAGCUAAGAGAAAAAAACUUGAAUGCACAAGGGAAUCGACCAGAUGAAUUGUUUUUAAAGAAAUUGGAUUCCUCAAUGAAAAAAAAUACUACAUUUAUUAAAAAACUACGCUCCAUAAAUGAACAACAGAAAAAUGCUUUAGUAAAUGAGUUUAAUGGAUUAAAUUUAAGUAAGUUUAUUCAAGAGGCUGUUACAGCUAUGGUUGAAGCAAAAUUAAAGGUUUCUGAUGUCAAUGCUGCUGCUUACAUGUGUUCUCUUUUUCACCAACGUUAUGCUGAUUUCACAGUUCUUUUCAAACAAAACUUUUUAAAAGUGUUUGACUGUAUAGGAGAGGGAUGCAAGGAUGAAGAAAAAGCUGCAGUUGUAGCAAAACUGCGUCCAGCCUUGCGUUUACUUGGAGAGUUGGUUUUAGAUGGUUUUUAUUUACUUAAUGAAGGCAUUCCGAUUUUACUUACUAUCUUGCAGAACAUACUUAAUGCAGACAAGGCUUCAUUUACUUGUGGAACAGUUGUUAUCACUUUAGUGCGUCAUUGUGGAGAAGAUUUGGCUGGAAUAUUACCAAGGAAGCAACGCCAUUGGAAAGAAACAACAAACAUGAGUUUUUCUACUUUAGGAGUACUAUCAGCUGAUCAACAAUCUGUUUUCAUGUGCUUGUUUAAAGAAUACUAUGAAAAUAUUAGCAAUCAUUUAGUAAAGCUACACAAGGAGCUGCAAAACAGAGAAAAACAAAACAGACAAACUAUUGGCUUGAGAGGAGAACUUCCUGCCGAUCGUAAGGAAUCAUUUGAGAAGGCUCAAAAGAUUUAUGAAAAGAUUCUUUCUUCAACUACAUCGUUAGCGGAGCUUCUAGAUGAAGAGAUGCCAGAACUUCCAGAAUGUCAAUUUGAGGAGCGUGAAGAUGUUGGUACCAUUAAUAUAUUCACUCCAAAUCGCGGUGUAGAGUAUGAUUCUGAGACGGGUUUGUGGGAAGAUGAUGAUACAAGAACUUUUUAUGAAGAUAUAAAAGACUUAAAAAUUCUUGUUCCACAGAUUGUAUUCAAAGAGCAAGAUGUUCCUUCAAAUGCGCAGCGGAAAGAAAAACUUAUGAAAGACAAGAAAAAGAAAGAAAGAAGAUUAAGAGUCGACUUACUAGCAGAUGAUGGAGCUGAAUACAAUGAUGAAAUUGAUGAUCCAGAUGAUUCUUAUGAGCAAGAUAUUCUUGGAGAAGAUGCUGAUGAUGAGGAUCCUGCUACUCUAGGAAUGGCUGCAAUAGCUGAUGCAUAUUUUAAUAAGUUACCCACUUGUAUUAAUAGAGAUUUCAUUGAUCAGGCUGCAGAAGAAUUUAUAUUAAAGUUAAACACAAAAGGAAACAGAAAGAGACUAGUAAAGACACUGUUUAGUGUUAACAGAACAAGGUUAGACUUGUUGCCAUUUUAUGCUAGAUUGGUAUCUACAUUAGCCCCAUGUCUCGUUGAUAUUGCACCUGAUUUAGUUUGGUUGUUGAAAGGCAGUUUUCUUUCUCAUCUUCGUAAGAAAGAUCAAAUACAUUCUGAAUCAAAAAUUAAAACUGUAAGAUUUAUAGGUGAGUUAACAAAAUUCAAGGUGUGUCCAAAAGCUGAAGCACUUUAUUGUUUGAAGGUACUCUUGGACAAGUUUACACAUCAUAAUAUUGAUAUGGCAUGCAAUUUGAUUGAAACUUGUGGACGAUUUUUAUAUCGAUCACCUGAAUCUCAUUCUAGGAUGUCAAGUUUACUAGAACAAAUGAUGCGUAAGAAAGCUGUGCAAGCUUUUGAUACACGACAUUCUACCAUGAUAGAGAAUGCAUUCUAUUAUUGUAAUCCACCUGAAAGGCAAAAGCUGAAUAAGAAAGUGCGAGAACCCAUCCAUGAAUAUAUUCGUAAACUUGUGUAUAAAGACCUUUUUAAAACAACUACAGAGAAAGUUUUACGGCAGAUUAGAAAGUUACCUUGGAAUGAUAGUAAGAUAGUUGCGUAUGUUGCAAGAUGUCUAACAAAUAUUUGGAAUGUAAAGUUUAACAAUAUUAGAUGUGUUGCUAAUAUGUUGUCUGGACUAGCAGAAUAUCAUGAAGAUUUAGCUAUAUGCAUUAUUGAUGGAACUUUAGAAAACAUUAGGCUUGGUAUGGAGACUAACAUAUUUCGAGAUAACCAGCGAAGAAUAUGUUGUAUGAAGUAUCUUGGAGAAAUGUAUAACUAUCAAUUAGUUGAUAGUGACAUUAUUUUUAACACAUUGUACAUGUUAAUAACAUUCGGCAGUUGCUUAGAUAUGGCAGCAUCAGAACUGGAUCCUCCUGAGAACUUGUUUCGCAUUCGUCUUGUUUGCACUUUGUUAGAUACCUGUGGCCAAUAUUUUGAUCGUGGAUCAUCCAAAAAAAAGCUUGACUACUUUUUAAUUUUUUUCCAGUGUUACAUCUGGCAAAAAAAAGAAAGCGACUGCUGGAAUGAACAGUGCCCUUUUCCUAAAGAAGUUGAGUAUAUGGUACAUGAUACCUUUGAAAGUUUGAGGCCUUCUUUAAAAUUGUUUACUUCAUUAGAAGAUGCAAAACAAGCAGCUGAAGAGUUGAAUAAAGAAUUUCAGAAUAAAUUUUGUGAAGUUGAAAAGAAUAGUCAAGAUAACUUUUCAAAUACUUCUUCCUUAUCUAGUCCAAUGCAAGAUUCUCCGCAGGCUUUUUCUUUUGCUGCAUCUCAAUCUUCUCAAGAAGAAGAGGAUAGAUAUGAAGGAGAAGAUGAAUAUGAAAAUAAAGAAGAUGAUAAUAAUUUUUCUGGUAGUGAAAAUGAUGAAAUGUUUACCAUGGAUAAUGUUGAACAGGUUGUUUUACUUGAGAAGCCUAAACUCUACCAAUGUGAAGAGGAUGACUUCUUUUGCAAGCAGUUUGAACGUAUGAUUGGGGAAAGUGUCACAGAGCGAUUGCAAGAUAAUAUGGUUACACCAAAUUUGGACAUUGCCAUUCCGAUGAACUUAAAAGGUAAGCAUAAGAAGAUGAGAAAUAAUGCUGAAGAGCCUGUUGAACAUCCACAGUCAAUUAAUUUUGUUAUGAUGUUAAAAAAGAAUAAUAAACAAAUUCUGAAAGAUUUACCCAUUCCAAUAACAUCUGAUCUUGCUGCUAAUAUGCAUGAUAAACAAAAAGCAAAGCAAGCUGAACAUGAAGAGAUGAAGAGACUUGUGCUGGAUUAUAACCAAAGACAAGAAGAGGAAUCUUUAAAUGAAAUUAUGGCUCACUCAAAACCAAUAAAGCGAGCUUCACAGAUUCGUCCUUUUUCUGCAAAAGGUAUGAAUUCAACCCAAAAUCGAAUUCGUGAUACUGAACAACAGUUUUUUGGCUCUUCUUCAAGGCGUUAAAAGCAGAGUUAAAAGCAAAGUGAAUAAGCUCGUUAACUUUGUGCUAUCAGCGUUUAAAGUUGAGUUCGUGUUGAUGCGAACGAGUUGGCUUGUUUCGUAAAGAUAAGAAAUAAUUAGAAACAAAGAGUCACUUGGUUUCCUGUAGAUUAAUGAAAAAUCUGAGAAUCUAUCUUAUACGAUUUAAGUUUUGUUCAAAAUGGAAUGGCUUUUUAUGUUUGAACUUUAUGUUUUUAAUCCGAUAAUUUACCAUUAAAUGGAGGAACAUUUCUUUUGUA